AUGAAAGAAUGCGGUUACUGUGUAGAAAAUAAGAAUAGGAAAGAGAAAUAUGUCGAAGAAUUAGAUAAAGAGAAAAUAAGAGAAUGUUUGAAGGCUUUAGAAAGAGAAAAAAUUGCAAACGGAAUGACGAGUACAAAAGCCGAUGAAAUGGCUUUGAGAGAAAUGCAGAAAGAACAGAUGAAAGAAAAGAAGAGAAUAAGACAGAGUCAAGAAGAUGUUGAUAUGAUGUGGCAUGAAUUACUUCUAGAAGAUAUUAGGAUAAAGGAGGAACAAGAACGACUAAGAAUUGAAAAGAACAAACAAGAAAUGCUCGAACGUAGAUUAGCUUAUGACGAACAGAUAAGUAGCGCGAAUAGAAAGAGAAGAGAAGUGAUGCAGAGUGAGAGAGAAAUAGAAAAUAGAAGAUUGGAGAAGAUGAAGUAUAGAAUGGAACAGGAAUAUUAUGAAGCCAUCACAAGGAAAAAGAAUCAGCAAAUGAAAAACAAAAUGAAUUACAUCGAAGGAUUCAAUAUGAAAAUGAACAGAAUGAUGAAUGAUAAAAAUAUAGAAGGACAAGUUGAUAAUAGAAUUAUAAACACAGCUAUAGAAGAAUUAAGGAAAGAAAGAGAACAGAAGAUAGCUCGGAUGAAAUGUUUAAAAAUGGAGAAAAAAUUAUUCAUAGAUAAUCAUUUACGCGAGAGAAAAUUAGCUGAAAAUUUGGAAAAAGAAACGGAAAGAAUAGCGCUUAUGUUGAAACAAGAGAAAGAGAGGGAAGCAGAUGACGUCACCAAGAAUAUAGAAGUUUCGAGAAGUAAUAAUAAAAUAAAAGCUUCGCACGAAUACCAGAACUUUCUAGAUGAUUUGAAUAUAGAAAGAGAGAGACAGAGAAAAGAAAGGAUGGAAAUAAUGGCGAGAGUGAAAGAGACAGCACAUAACGAGUUAACAAAGAAAUUGGAAGAAAGCAAACAAGAAUUGAACAAUCAAAUAAAAUACAGGCAAUCAUUGACGAAACAGAUACAAGAUAAUCAAAUUAUAAUGAAACUGGAAAAUAAAGAAAUAAAUGACAAAGACAAACCGUUCACGAAAAAAACCAUCACUUUCAAAGACGCUAUGAAAGAUAUGGCAAAGUUUGGAACUAACAGUGAAAAUCCAGUUCAUCCGUUCAGAAAGAUGAUUCAAGCAAAACCAGACACCCCAUCGUCUUUACCGCUAAUUAGAAAGAUCAACUAA
Molecule: messenger RNA, 1209 nt
Organism: Danaus chrysippus (African queen)
Lineage: Eukaryota; Metazoa; Arthropoda; Insecta; Lepidoptera; Nymphalidae
Source: the annotation of a GenBank genome assembly